Lampris incognitus (smalleye Pacific opah) is the source of this 1020-nucleotide messenger RNA. RefSeq lists its product as uncharacterized. The transcript is spliced from 2 exons. The coding region runs from base 1 to 1020 and encodes 339 amino acids. Lineage: Eukaryota; Metazoa; Chordata; Actinopteri; Lampriformes; Lampridae. The record is from RefSeq and is a predicted model, not a curated record.
AUGUUGAUUGGACACCUGCUCAAAUUCACAGAUGGGAGCCCAGAGGCCUUUCAAGCAAGCCAGCCAUACUCCAACCAACCUGGCAUGAACCAAGCCAAGUGGCGAGUGGCGUUGCGAGGCAGAGGAGGCUGCAGGCGAGCUAGGGAGAGAUCCGCAGAGGAGGACCUGAAGAGAUCUGCAGAGGAGGACCUGAAGAGAUCUGCAGAGGAGGACCUGAAGAGAUCUGCAGAGGAGGACCUGAAGAGAUCUGCAGAGGAGGACCUGAAGAGAUCCGCAGAGGAGGACCUGAAGAGAUCUGCAGAGGAGGACCUGAAGAGAUCUGCAGAGGAGGACCUGAAGAGAUCCGCAGAGGAGGACCUGAAGAGAUCCGCAGAGGAGGACCUGAAGAGAUCUGCAGAGGAGGACCUGAAGAGAUCCGCAGAGGAGGACCUGAAGAGAUCCGCAGAGGAGGACCUGAAGAGAUCCGCAGAGGAGGACCUGAAGAGAUCUGCAGAGGAGGACCUGAAGAGAUCCGCAGAGGAGGACCUGAAGAGAUCCGCAGAGGAGGACCUGAAGAGAUCUGCAGAGGAGGACCUGAAGCGAUCCGCAGAGGAGGACCUGAAGAGAUCCGCAGAGGAGGACCUGAAGAGAUCCGCAGAGGAGGACCUGAAGAGAUCCGCAGAGGAGGACCUGAAGAGAUCCGCAGAGGAGGACCUGAAGAGAUCCGCAGAGGAGGACCUGAAGAGAUCCGCAGAGGAGGACCUGAAGAGAUCCGCAGAGGAGGACCUGAAGAGAUCCGCAGAGGAGGACCUGAAGAGAUCCGCAGAGGAGGACCUGAAGAGAUCCGCAGAGGAGGACCUGAAGAGAUCUGCAGAGGAGAACCUGAAGAGAUCCGCAGAGGAGGACCUGAAGAGAUCUGCAGAGGAGGACCUGAAGAGAUCUGCAGAGGAGGACCUGAAGCGCAUGAGUAGGCUGACUUUCCAUCAACAAGAGAAGGCGUUGCAGAAACACACCCAUGUUGACCGUGUCACUGUUUUCUAA